Pocillopora verrucosa is the source of this 4643-nucleotide messenger RNA. Lineage: Eukaryota; Metazoa; Cnidaria; Anthozoa; Scleractinia; Pocilloporidae. The record is from RefSeq and is a predicted model, not a curated record.
UAGAUACAAACGGCGACAAUGAACAAGUUAUGGAGAAUUCUUUGGAUUCUCUGGGAUGGAUUUGCGAGAAUACAGUCAGCAUCAGUAUCGUGAAUGAAGAUUGCUUGACAACCUGGAAGAACUUUGUAACUAACUCGUUAAGGUAUAAAUUUGAAAGUUCCGAAGUUCUUCGAAUUUUGAGUUGCAUUAUCAAGGCCAUCUACAAGAAACAAGACAAGGGAGAGAGUCUCCCUUAUGGACUUUUGUCCCUGGACACUUUGUAUGAAAUGGUGUUGAGUCAUUCUCAGUUCUUGGAUAUCCUCCUUAGUACUGACAAGAACAUGGAUGCGAAAGAAAAGCUGGCAGAUCUGAUGGUCACGAUUGUAGAACUAAGUCCUAGUUGCUGCAAGUCUUCACACCUUCCUGUGCUGUUUGCAGCAUAUUCGGCGACCUUGUCAGCCACAGAUCAGUCUAUUUUGUAUCUGAUGAAUUUGUAUGAGAAAAACCACAUAUCCUUUAGGAACUACAGACCUUUUCUCUGGGGCCCAGCUGCUGCGCGCCAUCAUCAAGUCUCCAAGAGCCUGGGUCCAUCCCUACUGCAACAACCAACUGUCACUGAAGUGAUGGAACAAAUGGCUGCCAGCAAAAUGUUCCAGUCAGCGGUGUCCUUUCCUCAGGGCAGGCUUUUACAGCCUCAAGUCCAGAUGGAAGUUGCUUGUGAAGGACUCCGAGAUCUUUAUGACCCUUGUUUCCUUCUUCCGUUAUUCAGCUGUCUUCUUGCUCCAAAUUUUCAAGUCGACUGUCGGAAGUUUGUGGAGCAAGGAUGCUUAGGUUUAUCAGUGGCUGCCCUGUCCUCACGUGAUGGAAACAUGAGGAAAGCGGGGUAUCAUGUGCUCAGCAGAUAUAUGAUGCAUCUUGACGGCGUAAGAUUCAGGGAGAAAAAACAGAUUUUUCAUCUAUUGACGUAUUUGAAGAACAGUAUUACUGAAGAGUAUUGCCGCUUGUCCUCGUUGAUGACAUGCUUUUUGGCUCGUGUGGCUCUCAUUCUACUGAAACCAGAGCAUCCCUUCUACAUUAUGAUGAACAGCUUUUUGCUCCAGAGACCUGCUUUGGAUUUGAAGGAUUUACCGUUGUUUUACAACAUGUUCAACAGCAGUACUAUGCAGCACGCGACCGAGCGAUCCUGGAUGCUACAGCUCCUGGUGGAUGGUAUGAAGGACAGCCCUGAUUACUAUCUUUACAAACGGCGUCACGUGAUAGAGCUGGCACUGAGCUAUCACGAUUCACUGGUCAGUGAUCAUCGCUCACAGACGUUGGUCACUCAGUUGUUGCUCUCAGCUCUGAAGAUACAACCGGCUGCAUAUGAUCUCACCAAAAACUAUGGCAUCGUCGCCUGGAUUCACUCUCUGUGUUAUAAGAGCUCUGCAAGACUUCAGACAAGUCUGGACUUGCUACACACCCUUUGGUUUACAUUACAGUCUCCUGACAAAGAGAGUGGACAUGUGACCGAGGAGGAGAAACCUCGACGGCCUCCAAACUUGGCUCCAGAAUGCUCAUUAGUGUGCUGGACCCUUCUCGAGCAACUCAGAUCGUGUUCAAGUGUGAAUUGUAUCUGUCGUUAUUUACGCCUUCUGGCGUCCGUUUUGACCUGCCUGGAAACCAAUGGGAAACCUUCUGGCUUGUCAUAUGACCGUAUUAUUAGCUUGUUGCGCUUGUGGUGUGAAACAUUUCAAGAAACGGUGAUGCUGAAUCAAUUGCUUACAACUUUGAACCUGUCUGGAAAGUGUGACGGGGUUCUAAAAACUACAAAUGCACCUCCCGAGCAAGGGCGUGCUAAUCUCAAAACAGAAAGUCUCUCUUCAUUGCUAGCAGUGCUCUUAACAUGGAAACCGUCUGGCGUGGAAACACAUCUCACUGUUCGUCUAAUCUGGCACUUUGGAUUAGCGCAAUGUCAAAGAAAAGUCUUGAACUUUGAAACUCCUCUGGUAGGCGAGGACCAAAGAAUAAAUUGCAUUCCUUCGCUGCUGCGUUGGUUUAAAAAAUGCCUUGUGGAAGACCUUACGCUUCAAGAUCUAUUGGUGACAGAGAAAUCGGAAGUCAAGCUUAUCUUGCAGCUUUUUAGAGUAGUUCCACCCACAAACACAAAGAGCUCCGUACAAAUCGGUGAUCUCAGACGGGAUGAUCCUAAGAGCUCUCUUUUGACAGUGAUGAAGGAACUCAACAUGAUUUGUCUCGUUCUGCUUGCUGCUGUGCAGCGAGUCAAACUACAGGGUAAGGAAGAAAGUUCACCACAGCCGACAGUUUUCCAGCUUGUAUCCAAAGAGCCUUACAAUAACAUAAUUAAAGAGCUCAAAGAAGUGAUUUUUCCUUUGCUUCCCGAUCCUUGCAGUGACUUGGAGGACCGUGAUCAUCAAGAUCAAGACCUUGUUGUCCAUGAACUGGUGUCUCUUUUCGUACAAGAGUUAUGUUUGGAAAAGCCUAUUCCUCGACAGUUUCUGUCAAACUUGCUUUAUCAAUGUGAUAAUGGUUACCCUGUGGUCCAUUCACUGAUUCUAGCGUUUGGUGGAGAAAAGUCCGUUUUGAAUUGGAUACAAAAGGAUGAUUCUUGAAAGCUGAGGCUGUCUAUAGCUUCAGUUUUGCAUGCAUGGUGGUGUUAGAAAUGAGAAAAAUUGAACUUAUUUUUUAGGUGAAUAAGCUCCUCGGUCUAUCUUAGACUGAAAAUGUUAAAAAAGUAAACAUCAAAAACCUUGGAGGGUGAUAGCAGCAGAACCUUGGUGAUACAGUAUCAGGUAAUACCAACUGCAAUAUCUCUGCUGCAGAUAAAAAUAAUCACUUGGAUCAAUGUAUUUUGGUUUCGACUUGUCAAAAACUAUCAAAACGAAAAACUUUUUGUUUUACCAAGUGCCCCAUGUACAAUAAAGAAACAAGAACUCACUGCAAGCUUUGAAUUCAAGUAUAAUUUAUUAUGAAAGUCAGAUCAAAAUUCCAGAGAUGUGCUUGUGCUGCUGUCUUCUCUUCCAGAGUUUGAAUCUGCCCCACAAUCAGCACUGCUUAAGACCUCAAUCUGAAUAAAGUACAAGUAAAUUAACUGGUAAUUCAUACUUACUCAUAAGACAAAAAUAUAAAAGCACAAAAAAGGAGUACUGCAGUGGGAGAGUGAAAGUAAAAAAACACAACAACAACAAAAACAGAUUAAAAUCCAAAUUAAAGUGGUAGCAGAUGAUGAAAUCAAUUUCAGUCUCACCUGACACUUUUGGUCUAAAAGUAUACUUUUACCAGUAGUUUAGUUCAUCACUUUAACAUUAUCAACAGGAGUCAGUUAAAUUAUGAAAUACUGAAAAAUCAUCACAGUUACCUGAGCUUUGGUUGUUUUUCCAAUUCCCAGCCUAAGAAGAAAUAUAUAUCUUGGACAUUAGAAAGGGAGGUGAAAUAUAUACAUUGGACAUUAGAAAGGGGGUGUUCUUAUGUUUUGCAAAGUUAAAAAUUUUACUGAGGCCUCCAAAGCCCUUAACAGAUUUUGAACACAUUUGAGAAAUAAUAGGUAUUCUGCAUGUUUUCUGAAGAUCUUGGUCUAUGAAUGUGAGAAUCAUACUGCCUCUACCUCCAUCUUGCAUUAACAUUGCUUGUUAAGAUAUUAGAUUUCACAUGACUGUAAGGUGCUAUUAAUUUACCAAAUGAAUAAGCCUUAUCUCCACUUCUGUGUAGGUUAAUUCAACACCUUGGCUGUAUUGUCAGAAAACAGGACAUUUUUGGGAAAACUCCUCUAAAAACAAAUCCUGAUGUAGUAUUAACCCUUCAAUAACUUUUUUCCUGCUAAACCUUCUUCAAGUAAUGUGACUAGUACUCUUUACUUAGGUAAUCCCUUGUUGAGUCCUUCUAGCAGCACACAUGCUUUGCACAAUGGUUGACUUGAUAUAUAUCCACAUCUCUUACAAAAACCUAAAACAAAUGAAAGUUAUCCAAUGGAUUUAACUUUUUCUGGUGCUUGCUCACACAAUAGAAACCUACAUGUACCACCAGGUAUAAAUAAAAUCUAUGUGUAGUGGUAGCCUUAUUAGAUAAAGCUCCAACACACAAUACCUCCCUAAGGACACCUAAAAGAGUGAAGUCUUUAAACAUCCUAAAUAACUGAUGCUGUUAGAGCUCAUCCUGGUUUUGUUACCUUGAGUCUACUGGUGGUAUAAAAUUGAGUACAGUAUCACACUUGUCAGUGCUGUUUUGUUCUGUACCAGAAUGUAAAAUCACAAUUUCUUUUAUAAAAGUAAUACCUUGUACUGGCAUCUUUACAUCUUUUUUCACAUACAAGCUCUCUCCAGAGUGAAUUAUGUCUGAUAAAAAUAAAUAAGAUGACAUCAAGAGAGUCUGAUGUAUUCUUAAUCCAAAGAAUUCCUAACAAUAGUCCAAUGUUCACAAUCAUCAAAUUACUCAACUUUGCUUCCCCGCUCUGUCAGUAUUCUCCUUUUCAGGCCAUAUCUGGUAAAAUUUACUUCCUGUAGUACCUCUUAUUACAAUUUAAAAUUGCUCGUAAUUCUUGAUAAUUAACAGGUAAAAGAAUUGCUCUUCAAAUUUGAACAUUUUUUUUACCUGUUGUACUGAAAAUAAGGCAGAAACACUGUUCUGUAUAUUUGGUGAAGUCCAUGUAGUAUUGUUUUGAAUGGAUCCCA